Molecule: messenger RNA, 1282 nt
Organism: Vespa mandarinia (Asian giant hornet)
Lineage: Eukaryota; Metazoa; Arthropoda; Insecta; Hymenoptera; Vespidae
Product: tRNA-specific adenosine deaminase 1-like
Biological process (GO): tRNA processing
Molecular function (GO): tRNA-specific adenosine deaminase activity; adenosine deaminase activity; RNA binding
Source: RefSeq, a predicted model, not a curated record
UACGAUUAUAAGUAUUAAAAAAGCACAAUGAACGAUUUUCCGAAUAAAGUAGCAAAACUUUGUAUUGAAAAAUAUAAUGGAUUAAAAAAAAGUGGAAAACCAACAGAUAACGAAUGGACGAUAUUGUCAGGAAUCCUUUUGAAAACAGAAUGUGAAUCUUUGUCUGUAGUAUCACUUGCUACAGGUACAAAGUGUUUAGGAGAGUCUGAAUUGGUUAAAACUGCUCCGCACGAAAGAGGUUCUAGAUUGAGUGAUUCUCAUGCAGAAAUACUCGCAAGACGUGCCUUUUUACGUUAUUUGUACGAUCAAAUAGAUAUUGUAUUAAAUGGUUUUAAAAGUAAUAUUUUAUUCCUGAACAAAGAGAAUAAAUUAGAAAUGUAUCCUAGCAUAUCAUUUCAUUUUUUCUCCAGUCAAAGUCCUUGUGGAGAUUGUUCUAUAUUUCCUAAGAAUGACAUAAAUGAGGAAGAAUGUCCUACAAAAAUUAGAAAGAUAAUGCAUGAUGAUAAAGAAAAGAUGACAUUAGAAUUAUCUGUUAGUGAAACAAAUACAGACAUACACAGAACAGGAGCAAAAUGCUUAAAAACUGAACAACAUCAAGAUCCCAAGUUACCGGGAGCUAAUUAUCAUAUAACUGGUCCAUUACGAACAAAACCUGGUAGAGGAAAUCCCACAUUAAGUUUAUCGUGUUCAGAUAAAAUGGCAAAAUGGAAUAUUAUUGGAAUACAAGGUUCACUUUUAUCAUUGUUAAUUUCAAGAAUAAAAUUGGAAAGUAUUACUAUUGGUAGGGGCUGCCCUUUCUCACUAGAAGCCAUGGAACGUGGUUUAUCUAAAAGAUUUAAUAAUAAAUUACAUAUUCCUAAAAUCUUUCAAGCAGACAUUGCUUUUGCUCAGAGAAAAGAAGGAAAAAGAAUAAAUCCAUGUCCAUCAAGUAUCAUAUGGUGUGCUGUGAGAAACAGUGAUUUAGAAAUAGCGGUACAAGGCAGAAAGCAAGGAGUAACUAAAAAGAAGAAGGGCCAUAACUUACUUAUUAGUAGACGUGCUCUUCUAGAAACAUGUUUAAAAAUUUGUGAUAAUUAUAAAAAUAUUAAAACGGAUAUAUUCCAUCCAAAGAAAAUUACAUAUUAUGAUUGCAAGCAAUUUUCUGUUCAAUAUCAAAAUACUUGGAACCAAUUGAAGAGAGAAUUGUUUAUUUCUUGGCCAGAUAAACCAUUGUACUUGCAAGAUUUUAUAUUGUAAAAAUAACGUAUAAUAUGUUGAAAAUAUAUAUGUAGGUAAUGAAUAU